UAAAGCACAAGUCAUCAUCGUCGUCGUCUUCCCGACUUUCCAAAAACUUCAAAAAAAUCUCUGCAGCUCUCCUCCCAUGGCGUUCGAGCAAAUCCCCCACCGCCCAUUCGCCUUCUUCUUCGUCUUCGUGGCGCUGUUCCUCCCGCUGGCGGAGUGCUCCUCCAUCCACGACCUGCUGAUAUCUAAAGGCCUGCCGGCGGGGCUGCUGCCGAAGGAUGUCCGGUCGUUCACCCUGUCGGAAUCGGGCCUGCUUCAGGUCUUCCUCGACGGUCCGUGCCUGACAAAGUUCGACACCAAUAUGGCUCUUUACGAAAGCGAGGUUCGCGCGAAUCUGACCUACGGCAGCCUCACCGGCGUCGAGGGAUUGUCCCAGGAGGAGCUGUUUCUAUGGCUGCCGGUAAAGGACAUCAUCGUCGACGACCCAACCUCCGGCCUGAUACUCAUCGACAUCGGACUCGCUCAUAAACAGCUUUCCUUAGCCCUCUUCGAAGAUCCUCCCGACUGCGCCACUACCAGAACUGAUCAGGGCAUCUUGGAGGUAAAGGGCAGAGCUGGUAAUAAGGCAUUUGCAGCACAGAGAUGAUGAUGAUGACAACAAUGGUGAAGAAGAAGAUGACCUUUCAGGGAUUUUCAAGAAAUGGCUUUUUGGGUUUAAUUUUGCCGAUAGUUUUGCAGUGGUAUAUUAAUAAUGAAUGGUCAGUGAGUGGCAGUAAGAAGUUAGGACAUGUCUGGCAGGCAACAGUAGUGUGUAAAGGUUGGGGAAUCAGAUCUCCUGAUUAAUCAUAGUACAAAUGCUAAUCUUCUAAGUUUUAUCUAUUUUAUUUUCUUGUUUA
Messenger RNA from Andrographis paniculata, 833 nucleotides. RefSeq lists its product as uncharacterized. The record is from RefSeq and is a predicted model, not a curated record. The coding region runs from base 77 to 583 and encodes 168 amino acids. NCBI's taxonomy places the organism in Eukaryota, Viridiplantae, Streptophyta, Magnoliopsida, Lamiales, Acanthaceae. The transcript is spliced from 2 exons.